Molecule: messenger RNA, 7845 nt
Organism: Dipodomys spectabilis (banner-tailed kangaroo rat)
Lineage: Eukaryota; Metazoa; Chordata; Mammalia; Rodentia; Heteromyidae
Gene: Cfap46
Product: cilia and flagella associated protein 46
Exons: 60
Coding region: 1-7845 (2614 amino acids)
Biological process (GO): axoneme assembly; cilium movement involved in cell motility
Molecular function (GO): protein binding
Source: RefSeq, a predicted model, not a curated record
AUGGACCUGGUCAUCACACAGGAGCUGGCCCGCGCAGAGAGCCGCCAAGACGCAGAGGCCCUGGAACGAGCCUACCAGUUGAUCAAAUCUGCCAACCUGGGGAAGUCUGAGUUCGACCCCUCAGAAAGCUUCAGCCCAGACCUGUUUGUGCUGUGUGCAGAGCAGGCUCUCAAGAUGGGACGGCCAGAGGUGAGCGAGGACUGCAUCCAGAUGUACUUCAAGGUGAAGGGACCCGUCACCCAGUUUCUGGGUCGAGCACACCUGUGCAGGGCCCAGUUAUGUGCCCCACAGUCCGUGAACAGCCUGGAGGAAUUUGAAAACUGUGUGACUCAGUACAUGAAGGCUAUAAACUUUGCCAAAGGAGAACCGAGGUAUUACUUCCUGGUGUUCAAUGCUUCGGUGCUGUACUGGCACAUGGUGAGGCCCUUCCUCAUCCCAGGAUACCACCACUUGGUGAUCCCCAGCCUCGCCCAGAUUGUCAGCGUGUUAAAUCAGACAGAGGAGGAAGACAAGGAGUGGCGAGCCGAGCUGAUGAUGGAGCUGCUGGACUGCUACCUGGAGGCGGGGAGGAAGGAGGACGCGGCCAAGUUCUGCACCACAGUGGCACCCUUCAUAAAGGCCAACGUGACGCACAAGUACCGGCAGAUCUUCUCCCUCAUGGUUCGUCAUGAAUUAAUGGAUGAGCUCCAGUUAAGGGAAGAAAAGAAGAGUUCCAUCAACCUGUCCGUCUCCUUCCACAUCAACACACUGAAGGCAAAACUGGAUAAAAAUGAAGUUCCAGAAGACUUCAGUGAAAGUCUGACAAAAGCCUAUAAAAAUUUAAGUCAGUACGAUCACGAGCAGUCUCCUGCAGCCAAGGAAGAAAAGAUGUCUUUGCUUUUUGAAUUAGCUCAUCUUUCUCUGGACCUGAAAUGUCAGGGGGUAGCCUCUGACUGCAUCUCAGAUCUGAGUGAAAUCGAGGACAAAGACUCUGUAAAGCUCAUUGAAAUCGAAUGUCUGGAAUGUGAAUUGGAGGCUCUGAUCCUUGAAAGCAGAGUGAAGGUCUACCUCCGAGAUGCUGUGGAGGACCAGCUGGACAUCAUCAACAGGCUGGACCUGGUGCUGCAGCGUGCUGUCCGCCUGGGCGACCCCCAGGCUGUGCAGGUGGUCUGCACCACCCAGUGGAACCUCUGCCUGCCCCUGCUGCAGCACAGCCUGAGGCACCACCUCCGCAGGCCGCUCACCAACGUGGCCGACAUCCUGGAGAAGGUGGACAGUCUCAUGACCCUGCUACGCUGCCAAGUGCACAUGGAGCUGGGGCACAUGGAGGAGGAUGCGGACCAGCUGGAGACGGCCAUGGAGCACCUGCGCAAGGCCUCGGCCCUGGACACCCUGGGCGUCUACCAGGACAAGCUCAGGAUGGGCUUCAACCGGAUGCACCUGUGCACCAUGCUGUACCACUCCCCAGAGCGCGCAGAGGACAAGGCCAACAUGGCCAUCCAGCAGGCCAAAAAAGCCACGCACCCCAAAGACAGUGUGAGGAAGAAGCGUGCGCUUCUGGUGAACGCAGGGCUGGCCCUGGCCCCUGAUACCUUCCAGAUCGUUCUGGACAGCGAGAACGAAGCCAGAGUUUCCAUUGGGAAAAUCAAGGGCCGGUUUUCCAGCCUGUGUGCAAAGGCCCGGCAUCACAUCAUCAGUGUGGACAAGGCGAUCGGACACCUGCGGCGCCUGGGGAGCGAAAAUGAAAAGGAGAGGAUUCAGAUUUGGACGGAGUUGGCCAAGGUUGCUCGGAAGCAGGGCGUGUGGGAUGUUUGCCGGGCCGCCUGCCGCUUCUGCCUCCUCUAUGACAACAUCAAAGCCUGGAAACCGUUGAGAAUGAGGCGAGCACGGAAGAGGAAAGGUACUGAAGGCUCGGCGCAUGACGUCCUGGGCCCGGCUUCCAUGAGUCACCAGAAGCACGUUUCCCAGGACCUGCUGAGGAAGUUCGCGGAAGUGGGGUUCAUCAGUGGCGAGGCCACGGUCCACUUGCUGCGUUCAGAAGGUGUGGAGCUGAAUAACCGGGCCAUUCCCCCUGAGGACACCAGCCAGCACCCAGCUGGCUACGUGCCGGAGCCCCCAGACACCAACCCAGAAUGGAUCACAUACAGAACCUGGAUAGAAAACCUGUCCCAGUAUGCCAUGAAUAGCUGGCUGCGCUCUGCGGACAUUGGGCAGGAGAUCGGGGAGGCCUGGAUUGUGCAGAACGCCGCCGUCUAUAUCCUGAACCACAACCACCAUCUCAUCACGGCUAGGAGGCAGAAGGAGCUGGUGGAAGCCCUGUCCCACCUCCUGCGGGCGGUCAAGGUCACCGGGCACAGUGGGGACCCUGUCAUGUUAACCAUGCUCUGCAACACCCUGGCUCGGGGACUCAUCAUCAGCUGGAUUCCCACCCAGACGCCCGAAAAGUUGAAGAAGGGGAUGCGGCCAGUUAUGAUUCACACUCCAUCCGACUCCUCUGAGAUCAAAGAGGCCUUGGAGGUCUGCGAGUUUGGGCUGACCCUGACCAACGGCAGCGUGCCCGAGGAGGUGGUCCCCAUGAACAUGCGGCAGCAGCUCAUCGCCACCUGGGUGAAGGCCAAGCAGCUGCUGCAGCAGCAGAUCGGGCUACGGCUGGGCGUGGAGGAGGUGAGCACUCCCGGUGCUGAUGACGACAUCAGCUGCAUGACCCGAGUCCUGGUGGCCAUUGAGAUGUACUCCUGCAACGGGCUGGGCCUCAUGGACUUCAACGUGCCUCCUCUGGCCCAGGUAGUGAAAAUGGCUUCCGAGUGCAACUGGUCGGACCCCCUGGUGGAGCUGCAGGCCCUCGCCCGCCUGACCCACUUUGCCCACGCAUCUCGUGACCAUGACGUCACCCUAUCCUGCGCUCAGAUGGCCACACAUAUGGGCAUCCGAUACCUGAGGAUGAUUGACAAGGUGGAUGUGCCGCUGGUGGCCGAGAUGCUGUGCACGGCCUCCUGCAUACAGGGCCGGAGCAUCAUGGAGAACCUGAAAGGGCGGAAGCAGCUGCGGCUGGCCGCAGCCAGGGCCUUUGUGGAGAGUGCCAAGUUUGGAGGCCUGGCAGGCAGCAGCACUCUGGUGAUGCUGGCGGCCAGACACUACUGGAACACCUGGCUCCCGCUCCUGUCCUCGGCAGCCAACAGGAAGAAGGCCCGGGCGUCUGUCCAGAGGGUGAUCAGCAUCAUCAACAAGACAGAGGCCCAGAAGCCGGACAAAGGGAAGACCCUGCUCCUGCACCAGUGGCCCACAGCUGACUUCCAGGCUGGCUCUGGGGCUGAAGGCAACUUUCUGCCAGGGGCGGAGGAUGACCUCUCCCUCCGCGCAGCGCUCUACGGCCUCCUCUUCCACAGUCAUGCCGACAAGAACGACUGGGAGGGUGGCCUCAAGGUGCUGGAUGAAGCCGUGCAGAUGCUCCCCCGGACGGCCCACCGCCUCUUGAUUUUCAAACACAUGGUCAUUGUGAAGGCCAAACUUGGGCAGAAUUUCACCAUGGAGAUUCAGAAGUUCAAGGAUGAAAGUGAAGACUACUUGGCACACAUGUGGCACCGCCUAGCAGUGAACUCCAAGAGCAUCCUGGGAGAGCUCACCUGCUACCAAAACGCCAUCCAGGCCCUGCAGAGGCCAGAGAGCAACCAGCAGAAGGUGGACUACAUCCUGGAGUUCAGUGAGUGGCUGUACCUCAGGCAGUUUCCUCUUGAAGAAAUCAUCGCCAAACUCACGUGGGCAAUUGGACUCUUGCUGGCCAUGACAUCUACCCAAGACACAUCGGAGCCGGAGCCGGAGUCGGAAAGUGAGGCACACCCUGCGGGUGCCACAUCGGAGGCGCAGGACCAGAGCCCCGCAACCCUCUCCUUGGAGCAGUUGCAGAGCAUGCGGCAGCUGGAGCUCCUGGCGCGCGUGCACAUCCUUCGGGCCCUGAUGUUGACGCCCAGUGCUGCCAACUACCAGAACGACUGCCUCAUGGCCUUCACCUUUUUCAGGCACAUCUGGAAGAUCACUCUGUCAAAAGGAGGACAAUUAAUUCCAGAAAAGUCUGUAGCGGCGAACAGUUCACAAAUACUUUUGCCUAAAAAAGAGAAGGAGAAAGGCAAAGAGAAAGAGAAGGAGAAAAGUAAAGAGAAGGAGAAAGAAAAGGGGAAGGAGGAGAAGGAGAAGGAAAAGGAGAAAGAGAAAGAGAAAUGGAGAGAGAGCAAGCAGGUACUCAGUCCUGAGGGCAGCGGGCAGCAGGCGGUGGGCAGUGGGCAGCAGAGGGUCCUGGCUAACAAGAGGCCCGAAGAGUUACCGAGCAGCACGGAGGAGUGGGCCUCCUACAGUUGCCCCGAGGAGCUGCUGACCGUGCUCAGGCAGGACGACAGCGACUUCACGGUGAACGCAAGCAGCUUCCAGAAGCCGACAUACACGCUGUACUAUCUGGACCAGUUGGUGAAGGCCCUGAAGAAGAUGUUCCUCCAUGAGCUCACCAUCCCCCUCCUGCAGCUGGGGGUCCUCAUUGCGAACGCCGUGGUGGAGAGCAAGAGCCUCGCAAACCUCUACCACCUGAGGCUGGCCCAGGUCUGCUCUGACCUGCGGCUUCGUGACGCCGCUGCCUACCAUGAAGAGGUUGUUGGGCAGAUGUACAUCGGGGACACAGAGCAGGCCAGCUGCAGGAAAGAGAUUGCAUCUAAAAAGGAGAAGAUCAAGGAGCCCAUGGUAGAAGAAAAUAAGCCCAGUUUGAUGGAGUCGCCAGCACCAGUCCCUACUGGGAAGCCAGUGGAGAUGAAGCCACCGAUAGCCCAAGACAAGAUUUUGGAGAUAAACAGAGAGACUGGGAAGGGCCUGCAGGGGACUUCCUACCCUCUGCUGUGGACACUGAAGGCUGAAGUGCUACUGGACAUGGACCAGUUCCAGCCUGUGCGGCUGCUUCUGUCUGAGGCCCACCAGGCUUUCCAGGACCUGGAAGACCCGUGUGCACAGUCCCAGUGUCUCCUGCUCCUGGCGCAGCUGGCCAACAAGGAGAACAACUAUGGACGAGCAAGGAGAAUGAUCGAGAAGGCCCAGCAGCUGGGAGGGAGCGAGGAGUUCUGGUACAAGUCCACCGUGACCCUGGCUGAGGCCAUUCUGUCUUCAGAGGACACGGGGAAAGAAGUCUCGGUUUGCUGCCUGUAUCAAAAACUCAUCGAUGGCUUCAGAAUCCUCCAGAAAGAACGGCCCAACCAGGAACCCAUGCUGGAGUUCUUCAUCUUGGACCUAGAGGCUAGGUGCGUGUACCUCCAGCUGAAGAUGGCCCAGGGCUCAACCGCUGCCAGCGAGUCCCUGGAGAGCCUGUUCCUGCUGAAGGAGAUAGACAAGCACCUGGUGGACAUGGAGGAGAAGUGUUCCAACUGCGGGUACGAAACGGACUGCAUGAACGUGAGGAUUGCCCGUGCCAAGCUCAAGAGGUUGUGUGCCCGAAAGGAGAAAGACGAAGAACAGAAGAUCACCUAUUACCUGGAAGCCUAUGAUGUGGCCAGGAGGGCUGUGGCUGAGGAGGAGGUGCUGUUCCACAGGAUUCAGGGGCUGCUGUCACUCCAGGACUUACAGAACGUGAACUCCCCGCUGAUGCGGAGGCUGGCACGCCUCAAGCUCCACCUGGGGAAGGCCUGCCUGGACCUCAUGCAGUUCAUGUGGCGGGAGAAGCUGGAGCGGCACCAGGACCGCGGCUCCGUGGAGAAGCUGCUGGAGGAAUUCAUGGAGAGCAGAGACGACUCUCCCAUCGGCCUGCAAUGGUUCACCCUGAAGCGGACCCUGGUGCACAUGUCGCUGGUGCAGCUAGAGAGCAUGCAGCCACUGUGCGUGGGCUGUGUGGAAAUCCGAGCCAAGUUCCUGGGCCUGGUCGGGAGAGCCCUGCGCCUGCUGGCGGUACAGACAGACCCCGUGCGCUCCUCCUUCUGCUGGGAGGAGGGCCUCUUGAUGGGGGCCAAGGUGAGCCGGCUGCGAUCCCUGGAGAUGGAGGCCGAAAUAAAGAGCCCAGAGCUCUUCGUGCGGGAGCCGCCGCCCUUCAAGGACGCCCCCAAGAAGCACAGCAAGAAGGCCGAGAGUCUGAAGAAGAGGAUGGUGAUGGCCCAGCGGUACCUGGCCCAGGCCUCUGAAGUGCUGCUGCAGUGCCUGCACACCGCCCUGGGCAACAAGCUCACAAAGAUCGCGGCCGCUGCCAGCCUGGAGAUGGUGGAGUGCACCGGCACCCUGGACCCCGCCUCCACCUGCCAGUUUCUGGCUCUGUCUCAGAGUUGCUCAGCCUCGGAGAUGAUGCAGGAGGUGCUGCUCAAGGCCACGGCCAACACCAGCAGCUCACAGCUGGCAGCUCUGCUGCAGCUCCAGACGCAGCUGAAGCAGCAGUACAAGACUUCCACCAGCCUGUUUGCCAGCAUGGAGCAGAAGCUGACCACCACCUUCAAGGCCUAUCAGAACCUCUGCGUCACUGAGCAGCACUUCAACUUCCUCAGCGAGAUUCCACCCUCGGUCCAGGCUGUCUUCCUGCAUCACUCUCCAGACAUGUCCCGACUCUACGCAGCCGCCUACGAGAAGCCCAAGUCCACGUCCACAGUCAAGGGCAAACUGCAGCAAGUAGGCGGGCACUGCAAAGUGAUGAAGAUGACAGUGAUCCCGGCAGCCUUCUCAGACCUGAUGGCCAAGUUCCAGCAGUUCCAGAAGCUGACCCAGAAUCAAGCUCGGGUACACGAGAGAGAACUCUGUCUGCAGAAGCUCAGCGGGGUCCUGGAGCCCAUGGAAGAUUACCUGCGGCCCAUCUUUCCCCUGCUGAACUUUCCAGAAGUCAGAAUUCCAGUUCCUGUGAUCGUGACCGAGCCAGGGAAGUCAAAGGGCAAAGAGAAGGAAAGGAAAGUGUCCAAUCCAACAGGUCAGAUGGAGAUGGUGGACACGAUCCUGAUUGCAGACAGGCACCUGCUGGAGCUGCCCCUGGAAGGCCUCUCUGUGUUCAACCAGGGCACGACCCAGUCUCUGUCCCGAGAAUUUUCCCUCCAGAUGCUGUGCAACCGCCUCCGUAAGGAGGAGACGGAAAGCAGUGUGAAAAGGGAGGGGAAACGGAGAGACGCGAAGAAGAAAGGGAAGAGGGCAAAGGGCUCGCCCCGGAUAAUCCCUCCAAACUGUAUUCUCAUCCCCUCAGACGGCUUCAAGUUUGUCGUUGACCCCUAUGGGGAAGCCCAGGGCAAAGAAGCCCUGGACCCUACUUUUGUGACCCAGGAAAUUUUGGAAAGAUUUCAAGAUUCGUUUACUGAUCAGUGGGAGGGGCACCUGGGCAACCAGAACUUUCCAAGCCAGGCCGACUGGGAGCAGGUCCUGUCCAGCUGCUGCGGCUUCUUCUUCUACGGCAUGGAGAGCUUCCUGGCCCACAUACUGGUGGAGAGACUGGUUGCCAUGAAUCUGCAAGAGUGCCAGCUGAUGGUCUUGUUGGACAAGACAACGUCCCACAAGAGCCGGCGGAGGAAGGCGGAGAGCUCUGAAAGCAAGAGGUGCUGGAGUAUGACCUUGGAUAAGCCCAUUGAGACCGCCAUCCUUCUGAGCCUGGUGGGAGUCAAGAGCAUCAUGGCCAACCAGUGGGCAGCACAGCUGGCGGACAACGCCCUGCGGGCCAACAUCCUGUGGGAAAACCUGCUGACGGUUGGCAAGACGGUUGGCAGAACUGUCUACCUCCUGCAGAAGAUGAAAUACGUUGAAAUGGGGACCGAAGACGAGACUCCAUACACCACCGUGGAGGAGGUGGCGUCCCCCCGGGUGGAGUCUCCAGAUGCAGAGCCGCACCCCAUGGCCCUCAGCAUGGUCCUGUAUGGGCUGCCCCACCAGGCCAUCAUAUGA